Messenger RNA from Adineta ricciae, 1287 nucleotides. The record is from the annotation of a GenBank genome assembly. NCBI's taxonomy places the organism in Eukaryota, Metazoa, Rotifera, Eurotatoria, Adinetida, Adinetidae.
AUGGACGCACGAUCACGCAUAAGUGCACCUUAUACGGAAGGAACAGCGGAAUAUGUUCGAAAUGGUGGCCGAUAUGCUUUAGCGACGGCUGUUCUUGAUAGUAUCGUACUUGUAUUUGCGAUUAUCAUCGCAUUUCUUCUUCGAGCAUCGGACAUAUUUCCUGUUCGACAACAACGAUUCCUUUGUGAUGAUGCUCGUUAUUUGCAAUCUUAUGAAGAUGCCAACACCGAACGGAAUUAUAUCAUUCUUUCGAAUCUUACUCUCUAUAUCUUAUGUUUAGCAACUCCCAUCGUCAUCAUUUCCACCAUUGAAUUGAUUCGUUCAUUUGUCACAUAUCAUUCCUAUCGGGCUCGUUUUGCUAUUCGUUUUAAGGAAUGUUUGAUGCGAUCAUUAGCUCGUAUUCUGAAAUAUACUUCGGUAUUUAUAUUUGGUGCACUAGCAACCACUGUUCUCACGGAUAUUCUGAAGAUUAUGUCUGGACGUUUGAGACCUUACUUUUUAACUCUAUGCAACCUUGAUCAGAAAUCAUGCAAUGGAAUGGGUUUAAAUGAUGCUGAAGUUGUAUGUCUAUCGAAGAAUUUAACUGGAUUGUCGCGCGAAGCUAGACUUUCUUUUCCAUCACUUCACGCUUCGCUGUCCAUGUACAGUGCGAUGUUUCUUGCAAUUUAUCUUCACCGUGGCAUACGUAUUGAACGUGUUCGAAUUGUCAAACCAUUUCUUGUUUUAUCGAUAAUUACCCUCUCAGUGGUUGCCGGUGGCGUUCGGUUGGCUAGUAAUAAAAAUCAUUGGGAAGACGUGGCAUUCGGCUUUGGAUUGGGAGCGAUCAUGGCUUUUUAUUUGAUGAAAACUCUUCGAUCAUCGAAACCGUAUUUCAGUUCGCCACUGGGCAAAGCAGCAAACUAUGAUGAUUAUCAAAGUUAUAUUGAAGAUCAUACACAAUUCAAUAAGGAGAUGGAUGCAACAUAUGCUCCUGGCAUGGAUGCUGUUUAUCAAAUAACAGGUCAUAGUCUCAGCGGUCCCGAACAAUUUUCUUUACAACCAAGUGCAUCCCAAGGUCAUAUAGCUGGUGGUUUUGCUCGACAUCGAUAUGACCUUCGAACACAGCAACAACAAGCCGCUGCUGGAUUCGCUGCACAACCGAUUUCAAUGGACAAGACCGGAACGGCUGUUGGUCGAGGCGAAGCAACGAGUGGAGUUGUUCAACAGCUCGUUCAUCAGAUUCAACAUCAACCGCAUACAUCGACAAGCAGCCAACGUGCAAGUACAUCAAUGAGUGCACUUAGAUAA